This is a messenger RNA of Nylanderia fulva, 2630 nucleotides long. Its product is annotated as sphingomyelin phosphodiesterase 4. NCBI's taxonomy places the organism in Eukaryota, Metazoa, Arthropoda, Insecta, Hymenoptera, Formicidae. Gene Ontology annotation, biological process: ceramide biosynthetic process; sphingomyelin catabolic process; glycerophospholipid catabolic process. The record is from RefSeq and is a predicted model, not a curated record. Gene Ontology annotation, molecular function: sphingomyelin phosphodiesterase D activity.
GUCGGUCUUUAAUAAUACCUCGUCAGUGAUCGUUUCUAUAUAUGGUAGAAGAAUCAAUAAAAAUAAAAAAUAAUAUAAAAGUAAAGAGCAGUACAAAAUACUGUUUAUUGUUUUUUAAAUGUUAAUUUUUAUAGUUUAUCAAGGACGAAAAAUUUCUGAACUAUGGCUGCUUCAACUGAUGUUGCUACAAUCAGAGCACAGAGAUAUUUAAAUGAGCCAUUGGUAGAACGAUGCAGAGAUCUAGCUAUAUUGAUAGAAGAGUCAAGUACCACUGAACUGCAACUUGUCUUCCCUCUUCUGAUAGACUCUUUAUUUGGAAUAGUAGAUAAUGUCGGAUGGAAUCUGCAUAGUAUCACAUCUAAGAAUCCACAAGAGUACGAUGCACUGUACAACUUCCUUAGUCCACAAGGCCCGAUGUUUUCAUUAUGCUACAAAUUACUUCCGGACUGUUACUUGAAGUAUAACUUUCCAACAUCAUAUCUUCCAUCAAAAAUACGCUCCAUGUUGGAAGAAGGAGUAAUAUCACCAUUUUAUCUCGAUAAAAUUAGAGAUGAUCAAGGAACGCGAGUUCCUUCAGCCUUAUCUAUGAAUCCCUUUGAAUAUUUUAUUUUUCAUUUUGCGUACCAUCUGACCAAUCCCUGGUUACAACUGCAACAGUCGGAGAAUGUAUGGGCGAAUUGGGAAACUGUUUACUUUCAAUUAGCACAUCGUUAUUUAUAUCAUUUCCUUCCAAAAGAUAACGCCAUCGUUUUACCAAUGAUUGGACCGUAUGUCAAGAAAACUCCGUCAAGAAAAUUGACUCAGUCACCAGAAUUCAGAAGAGAUUGUCAACGACUACAAACUCCGAGACUUCUAAGAACGUCCAUAUUAUCACCAGGAACGACUACUCCUGGAUCAGGUGUGCCGCAACAGCAAUGCUUACCGCAAGUAUGGAGAAGUGAGACUGUAGUACAGGUUUUUCUCGACUUUUGGUUGGAGUAUACAGAAAGUGAGCAAUUAACUUCCCAGUUGAAUACAUCCUACUUAACUUCAAUUCCACGGAGACAUAGCCUACAUUCUGGUGAACAUAUACGCCUUGUAAGAGCAUUUAUAAAAACGCUGCAUGAAUUUACGAAUAGCGCAACAGGUGACAAGAGUGCUAUGGAUGAAUUGAAGAGAAUAAUUCUUCCUUCAGUUCAAGGAAAGAUAUAUACGUUUUUGCGAAAAGCAAUAUAUCAUUGGCCAUUGGACAGCUCGUUUAGAUUAAUAUUGGAAGCUUGGUUGAGUUUUAUUCAACCAUGGAGAUAUGUUCCAGGAGUAACAUAUACUAAAGAAGGUAAAAUAGAAGAAGAGGAAAGAGGUAAAAUUCAUGAUCCUGGAAGAUGGAUUUCUUUCGUUGCCAAUAAUCUGUUAGCAUACACAGCUAUAUUUCAACAGUUACUUCCACGAUUUAUGAGAAUCGAUUUAGUAGCACCUAAGAAUGCACUGAUGUUAUUCAGAGUUACAAAGGUAUUUUCGCAACCAUAUUUAGCAAAAAUGAUAUGUGAAGUGGAAAGUUGCAUGGACGAUGUGGGCUUAAGCAAAGGUAGACUAACUACCAAUCAAUGGACGUCGAUUGUUAGGCAACAGAUUCUCGAGCUAGAAGGACCAACAUAUCAAUACAUGCCUAUGUUUUCGUCAGCCAUCACUUUGCAGGUUGUAUGGUUCUUAAGCACCAUUAAACAAGCGCAUUUAACGGCAACCAGUUUGGUCGAAGCUCUGGAAAACAGAAGAAGGGGAAAGCGCUUCUUGCUGUCUUUAUGGGAAUUUAUUAAUUGCGAAGAUUAUUCCUCGGAUGAUAUCAGCAUAGAAGAACGACGAAGAGUUCCUUUACUUUUGGCUACUUCUCAGCAGCAGUUAAUAGAUAUAUUUCAAAUUAAACUCGAAGACAUUCCACAGGAUGCUAUAGUGGCGGAUCAAGAAUAUCAUGAUAGUAUUCUAUCAACUUCCUUUUGUCAUCAAUCACAGACGGAUUCUAGUCUUGAUUCGAUUAGACCGGGUACUUUUGUACCCCUGCAAAAGGAUAGACAAACUUGUCGAUAUAUCGAAUAUAUGGGUGAUCCAGAACUACAACCGAUUCGAACGAAUGAGUGUGCUUUUCUCGUUAGAAGCUUAUACAAAUUGUGCUGUUACAUCAAUUUUAAGUAUCGACGUGAGAUCGUUGGACUGUACAGCAGACAGAGCUUCCUAGGUAGUAUCUUUCGGCAAUUGAUUACACCGCCUGUCACAGUCAGAAAGUUACCGAAACGCAUGCCUGGCGGAUUUACCAGCGGCUGCGAGGAGCGACUGCCACCUCGAUUGAGCUUGCGACCCUUGGCCAGUUAUUCAUUCGUUGUCAGUGUGUUAUGCAGCAUAUUCGUCGCAUGGCUUACCAAUUAUGGUCCUGUCAAGUUCCUAGGAUUUGCAAUCUGGGUGUGGAUUAUGUACAUAGUCAUGCGUGCCACGUUGCAUCAUUAUUUUCCAUCUGAUAUAAAUUCCUUCCGACCAAAUUCAACUGCGUUUUCUAUUAGCCGAUGAUAUUUUUUUUUUUAAUGACUAAUAAGUUACAAUUUUGUGUAAGUUGUUAUAAGUAAUAUAUUAGGAUAUUAUAGUCGUAUAAAAAUAUAUAUAAU